CAGGGGUAGACUGACCAUUUGGAAACUCGGGCACUGCCCGAGGGCCCGGGGUCGGUAGGGGGCCCCAUGAGAUGUCCCUGGUACCUUUUUCAUAGGCUUGGGCAAGGACACAGGGGCCCCAUGAUCCCCUAUUGCCUGGGGGCCCCCAUUCGAGCACUCGGGCACUGCCCGAGGGCCCGGGGUCAGUAGGGGGCCCCAUGAAAUGCCCCUGGUACUUUUUUUUUUUUUUUUUUUUUUUUUAUUUUUUUUUUUUUUUUUUUUAUAGGCUUUUUUGGGUGUGCUUUGAGUUUGGGCAAGGACACGGGCCCCAUGAUCCCCUAUUGCCCGGGGGCCCC
Staurois parvus is the source of this 335-nucleotide messenger RNA. Lineage: Eukaryota; Metazoa; Chordata; Amphibia; Anura; Ranidae. The record is from the annotation of a GenBank genome assembly.